GCUGCGCCGCGCUCCGCAACGUGUCUGGCGCGCAGUACGUGGGCUCUGGCUACACUAAGGCUGUGUACCGGGUCCGCCUGCCCGGCGGCGCCGCGGUGGCGCUUAAAGCAGUGGACUUCAGCGGCCACGAUCUGGGCAGCUGUGUGCGCGAGUUCGGGGCGCGAAGGGGCUGCUACCGCCUGGCGGCCCACAAGCUGCUCAAGGAGAUGGUGCUGCUGGAGCGGCUGCGGCACCCCAACGUGCUGCAGCUCUAUGGCUAUUGCUACCAGGACAGUGAGGACAUCCCGGACACACUGACCACCAUCACAGAGCUGGGCGCUCCUGUGGAGAUGAUCCAGCUGUUGCAGACUUCCUGGGAGGAUCGAUUCCGAAUCUGCCUCAGCCUUGGCCGCCUCCUCCACUACCUAGCCCACUCCCCUCUAGGCUCGGUCACUCUGCUUGACUUCCGCCCUCGGCAGUUUGUGCUUGUGGAUGGGGAGCUGAAGGUGACGGACCUGGACGACGCCCGAGUGGAGGAGACACCGUGCACUAACGGUGCCGACUGCGUGCUAGAGUUUCCAGCCAGGAACUUCAGCCUGCCCUGCUCGGCCCAGGGCUGGUGCGAGGGCAUGAACGAGAAACGGAACCUCUACAAUGCCUACAGGUUCUUCUUCACAUACCUCCUGCCACAUAGUGCCCCGCCUUCCCUCCGACCUCUCCUGGACACCAUCGUCAAUGCUACAGGAGAGCUCGCCUGGGGGGCGGAUGAGACCCUGGCCCAGCUGGAGAUGGUGCUGCACCUGUUCCGGAGUGGGCAGUACCUGCAGAACUCUACAAGCAGCAGGGCUGAGUACCAGCGCAUCCCGGACAGUACCAUCACACAGGAGGAUUAUCGCUGCUGGCCCUCCUACCACCAUGGUGGCUGCCUCCUGUCUGUGUUCAACCUGGCUGAGGCUGUAGAUGUCUGUGAGAGCCAUGUUCAAUGUCGUGCCUUUGUGGUCACCAACCAGACCACCUGGACAGGUCGGAAGCUGGUCUUUUUUAAGACUGGAUGGAACCAAGUGGUCCCUGAUGCCAGCAAGACCACGUUUGUGAAGGCCCCUGGUUGACGGGUUGCGGGCCUCGCUGACCAGCUGGGUUUGCCUGCUGCAGGCGUGACUUGCAUAGCACCCGGGAACCCUGCAGACAGAGCUAGCGUCCCAGAGCAACUGAUGUGACCAGGACAAACGUGCAAUAUGCAAAAGUGUUAAAAUGUGAGUUUGCCAGCUUUCGGUCUAAGACUGUUGCUCCCAGCCUGAGCGUCACUGGUUGGGAUCUGAUUGCCUCUCUGGAGCUGUGAGCAGGGCUCAGGCUGGUCUUAACUGGGAUAGUCCCAUGGGCAGCCCCAUUACUGCAUUCACAGUUUGAGAAUGUAGCCAGACACUGCUGCUGCUGCUGCUGCAUAAGCCACAGUGGGCAGGAGCUGCACGGGGACAGUCAGUCACAGAGUGUUCUCUCAGCUCAGCUCCAAAUGGAUCGCCGGGGGAAUGCUCCAAGAUGUGAGGGAGCCAGCCGUGGGAAGGCUCUCUGGCCUCUCCCUACGGGUUGCUCCUCAGCCAGCCCCAGGUCAUGGGCAGCAGUGCACACAUCCAUAUGAGCCAAGACUAGAGUGGAGGAGCAGAUUGCAUUUGAGCCAGGACCUGGGGUGGGGGUAGGGUCGGGGCCUUUCUGCCUCAUUUGCUUUCAGUGAAAGCCACCAAGCAGCCGAAACCAGGCUCUCCCCCUCCUGGAGUGUGCAUAUCCAGAAGCUUUUGUACUUCUUGUUCAUGAAAUUGUUUAUUUUUGUAAAAAAAAAAUUAAUCAAUUAAUAAAAUGAUGUUUUGUGACAAAUACUCCC
Messenger RNA from Rattus norvegicus (Norway rat), 1855 nucleotides. It is a transcript of the gene Pkdcc, whose product is annotated as protein kinase domain containing, cytoplasmic. Gene Ontology annotation, molecular function: ATP binding; non-membrane spanning protein tyrosine kinase activity; protein kinase activity. Gene Ontology annotation, biological process: positive regulation of bone mineralization; lung alveolus development; negative regulation of Golgi to plasma membrane protein transport. Gene Ontology annotation, cellular component: Golgi apparatus; extracellular region. Lineage: Eukaryota; Metazoa; Chordata; Mammalia; Rodentia; Muridae. The record is from RefSeq and is marked validated.